Emiliania huxleyi CCMP1516 is the source of this 1240-nucleotide messenger RNA. RefSeq lists its product as hypothetical. The annotation marks the transcript as partial. The transcript is spliced from 3 exons. Lineage: Eukaryota; Haptophyta; Isochrysidales; Noelaerhabdaceae. Gene Ontology annotation, molecular function: protein binding. The record is from RefSeq and is a predicted model, not a curated record.
AUGCAGGAAGUCGACGAAGAAGGCCGCACUCCCGCUCACGCCGCCGCAUCAAGCGGACACGUCGACUGCUUGCAGACGUUGCACGCGCUUGGAGCGGCGGCGAGUCUGUCAGCGGCGGAUGAGAAUGGGACCACUCCCGCUCACGAAGCCGCAUCAGAAGGCCACGCCGAUUGCCUGCGGGCGUUGCACGCGCUUGGAGCGGCGGCGAGCCUCUCGGCGGAGGCUGCGAACGGGCGCACUCCCGCUCACCUCGCAGCAUUACGCGGCCACGCCGACUGCCUGCGGGCGUUGCACGCGCUUGGAGCGGCGGCGAGCCUCUCGGCGGCGGAUAAGAAUGGGUGCACUCCCGCUCACGCCGCCGCAUCAAACGGCCACGCCGACUGCUUGCGGGCGUUGCACGCGCUUGGGGCGGCGACGAGCCUGUCGGCGUCGGCUCCGGACGGGCGCACUCCCGCUCUCGUCGCGGCAUCAGAAGGCCACGUCGAGGCCCUCUCAGCGGCGGAUGCGUACGGAUUCACUCCCGCUCACGAAGCCGCAUCAAACGGCCACGCCGACUGCCUGCGGGCGCUGCACGCGCUUGGAGCGGCGGCGAGCCUGUCGGCGGCGGCUGCGAACGGGCGCACUCCCGCUUACGCCGCAGCAACAAAAGGCCACGCCGACUGCCUGCGGGCCAUCACGCCGCUCCUCGCCCAACUGGUUGAGCUUACGUCGCCGGAUGCGACCGGUCUGCCAGGGGUCAUCGCCGAGCUUGAGGCGAAGCAGUCUCUCUCGUGGGGCCUCGCCGAUGUCGUGACACCGGCCGAAGUCGCCGCACGACGUGGCCACGAGAGUUGCCUUGAGUUCCUUGCGUCCAUCGGAGGCGCAGACCGCUUCUGGGCUAACCUCGUCGAGUCGCCCGAGAAGAUCCCGUACUACAAGGUCGACUUGCUCUCCAAGCCCUCGCUGCUCAACCUGCCCGCCAAGCGCGCUUGGCUCCAUGAGCGCCUGGAGGCGGUGGUGGGCGACGCUGAUGCUGCGGCGCUCUCGCUCGUGGUGCACCACGACAACAUCACGGACGGCCUCUGCGCGCAGCUGGGCGUCGACGAGACCACCGGCGUCCUGCUGGAUGGGACGGUCCCGCGGCGUCUGGACGUGACGUACGAGGGCGAGGGUGCCGGCGGCGACGGGCUACGGCGCGCGUGGUUCAGCGAGGUGACGAAGGAAAUGGGGGACCGGGACUUUGGUCUCUUCUCUGCGGCCG